UGCAGCGGCCGAACCACAACUCCCAGAAGCCCUUUGGGUGUCGGUCUGGCUCUGAAAGUGAAAACAAACUUCAGGGCUGCCCGUUUCAGGGAAGGAAAGCGCCACAUGUUUCGUUUCUCUUUUGUUUCCGCUCCGGGAGCCCAGUGAUGCGUAAAGGGAGCGGGCGAGAGCCGCCUUCCCAAGCGGGGCAGCAGGAGGAGCGCGCAAGUUCUCCGCGCCGGGCUUGAAGCCAAGGAAACUCCGGCGGGAAGGCCGAGCAAGAAGCGGCAGACGCUGCCGCCGCCCGGUGCAUGCGGGGCGCCUCGCAGGAGACCUGCGAACGGGAGUCCGGUUCCCGCUGCGCCGCCAGCCGCCCUUGGAGCGAGGGGCUUGAGGUGCAUCUCUCCCGCUUUCUCCUGCAGCAUGUGGGGCUGAAGCCGCGAUUUCCCUGCAACCCCCGGAGCAAUAAAUAAACAUGGAGGCGACGGCUGCUACGGCUGCUGCAGAAGAGAAGCCAGGUGGCGAGGAGCAGAGCCCCCCGGGCUCGGGCGCGGAGGCCCCGCCGGAUUCCUCCAUGGACGCCUGCCUGCGAUCUCAGGGGUUGUACCGCAAGCGAGUGGCGAAGGACGGGUCAUGCCUCUUCCGAGCCGUGGCGGAGCAGGUUUUCCAUUCCCAGGCUCAACAUCUGGACAUUAGGAUGGCUUGUAUACACUUCCUGCGGAACAACAGAGAGCAUUUUGAAGCGUUUAUAGAGGGACCAUUUGAAGAAUACCUGAAGAGCCUUGAAAACCCUCAGGAAUGGGUCGGACAAGUGGAAAUAAGUGCCCUUUCUCUUAUGUACAGAAAAGACUUCAUAAUAUAUCAGGAACCAAAUUCUGCUCCUUCGCAUGUAACUGAAAAUGGCUUUCCUGACAAGGUAUUGCUGUGUUUCACCAGUGGAAGCCACUACGAUAUUGUCUAUCCGGUAGAAUACACGGUCAAUGCUGCUCUUUGCCAGUCUAUUCUGUAUGAAAUUCUGUACGAGAAAGUGUUCGGGGUCGAUGUGAGUAAAAUCUUAAAAGAACUCAGCCCUCCUGAAGUGACUAAGGAUGCCGACGGAAACAGUGAAGCGUCUGAUUCAGAGGACGGAGACAUGGAGUAA
Podarcis muralis (Common wall lizard) is the source of this 1120-nucleotide messenger RNA. The record is from RefSeq and is a predicted model, not a curated record. NCBI's taxonomy places the organism in Eukaryota, Metazoa, Chordata, Lepidosauria, Squamata, Lacertidae.